CCGCUCCCCGUAUAUAGCCGUGACCGGCGGGGCCUGGACAGAGCGCGCCUGAUUGAUGUGGGGAACGGCAGCCACAAUGAGGAACCCUGGAGCACGCCCGUCACCCUCCCUCUUGGUGGCACUUCUUCUCCUGCUGAUCCCUGAAGCUCUCUGCGUACAGAUUAUCGGAGGGGACGAAGUGACUCCUCAUUCGAGACCCUACAUGGCGCUGAUUAAGGGGGUGAACGGCAGCACCUGCGGCGGGGCUCUGAUCGAAGACAGAUGGGUACUGACCGCCGCUCACUGCCUCCUGAACAAAAGGUCCAGAGUCAUUCUCGGGGCUCACUCGAGAACCGCCCAUGAGCCAGAGAAGCAGAUCAUGUCCGUGAAGAAAGCGUUUCCCUACCCAUGCUACGACGAGCACACACACGAGGGCGACCUCCAGCUGGUCCAGCUGCAGAAAAAAGCAAAAAUUACUAAGAAUGUGGCCAUCCUUAAUCUCCCUAAGAGGGGGAGUGAUGUCAAACCAGGAACCGGCUGCCAAGUUGCAGGAUGGGGGGUGAUAAACAAUCAGCGGCACAUGCCCAAUGGCCUGAGAGAAGUCAAUGUCACGGUCAUUGACAGGAAGACCUGCAAUGACCCACACCACUACGACUACCACCCCGUGAUCGGGCUGAACAUGCUCUGCGCCGGGAGCCCCAAAGGAGGAAAAGACUCGUGCAACGGAGACUCGGGGGGCCCUCUGAUCUGCGAGGGGACCCUCAGAGGCAUCACCUCCUUCGGCAAGGCAGGCAGGUGCGGAGACCCCCGCUGGCCUGGCGUGUACGUGCUGCUGUCCCAGAAGUACCUCACCUGGAUCGUCCGCACCAUGAAGGGGGCGGCUUAGGUCCACGCGUGUGGCUUCAUCUGCUGUCACGUCUUAAUCUCGUCCUAAAUAAAGUCAGUGUGCAUGGC
Molecule: messenger RNA, 933 nt
Organism: Artibeus jamaicensis (Jamaican fruit-eating bat)
Lineage: Eukaryota; Metazoa; Chordata; Mammalia; Chiroptera; Phyllostomidae
Gene: GZMA
Product: granzyme A
Exons: 5
Coding region: 56-865 (269 amino acids)
Biological process (GO): negative regulation of oxidoreductase activity; positive regulation of apoptotic process; proteolysis
Molecular function (GO): serine-type endopeptidase activity
Source: RefSeq, a predicted model, not a curated record